GGCUCCAGAAAUCCCCAGAGCUAGCAGCGGCCACAGAGAGAGAGAGAGAGAGAGAGAGAGAGAUUUCUCUCCCGAGCAAAAACACCAUAUUUUCUUUUUUCCCAAAUUCCCAUAUUGCCCUCCUCUUCUUCAAUCCUUAUUUCUCCCUCCUCUCAAAAAAACCCGCACAUACACAGUUCAAAGGAAAAGAGAAAAAACGAAAAGAAAAGAUGGUGGAAGUAGCAAGCAGGGUUAUACACGAAGUGCUUGGUGUAAGAGCGCAGGAGUUGGACCAGCCCAUCAUCGACUACAUCGUCAAUGUCCUCGCAGAUGAGGAUUUCGAUUUCGGCAUCUCAGGCGAAGGUGCGUUUGACGCUGUUGGGGAGCUUCUCGUCAAUUCCGGAUGCGUCUCCAACGAUUCCGAGGGCCGUUUGGUUUGCGGAAAGAUCUCCGAGAAAUUUGGAAAGCAUGGGUUGGUUAAAGACAAACCAGCUGUACGAAGUCUCGCAACGCCUUUGAGAAUGUUUGACGGGAUGGAUGAAGAGGAAGCUCCAAAGAAACAACCGGAGGUGCUUGAUGGCCCCGUUCUAUCUGAACGCGAUCGAGCAAAGAUUGAAAGAAAGAAGAGAAAGGAUGAACGGCAGAGAGAGGCCCAAUUUCAAAUGCAUUUGGCGGAGAUGGAAGCAGUUAAAGCAGGCAUGCCAGUUGUAUGUGUAAACCAUGGUACUGGUGAGGGUGGACCAGUUACCAAGGAUAUCCAUAUGGAAAACUUCAAUAUCUCUGUUGGUGGUCGUGAUCUUAUCCAAGAAGGCACAGUGACGCUUUCUUUCGGAAGACACUACGGUCUUGUUGGGAGAAAUGGUACCGGGAAAACAACUUUCCUUAGGCACAUGGCCAUGCAUGCAAUUGAUGGUAUUCCUAAGAAUUGUCAAAUAUUACACGUGGAGCAAGAGGUGGUGGGUGAUGAUAUAACAGCCGUGCAAUGUGUUCUUAACUCCGACAUUGAAAGAACCCAGCUCUUGGAAGAAGAAGCUCGUUUAAUUGAACAACAGAGGGCAAUUGAGUUUGAUUCUCCAACAGAAAAGAGCAAUGGGCAGCUUAAUGAGGCAAUUGACAAAGAUGCUGUGUCGCAAAGACUUGAACAAAUAUAUAAAAGGCUUGAAUACAUUGAUGCAUAUUCCGCAGAGUCUCGUGCUGCUUCUAUUCUCGCGGGUCUUAGUUUUACUCCAGAAAUGCAGCGAAAGCCGACAAAAGCUUUUUCUGGAGGAUGGCGAAUGCGAAUUGCUCUUGCACGUGCUCUAUUUAUAGAGCCUGAUUUGUUACUACUUGAUGAACCUACGAACCAUCUUGAUCUUCAUGCGGUUUUAUGGCUGGAAACUUACCUUGUCAAAUGGCCAAAGACAUUUAUAGUUGUUUCUCAUGCUAGAGAGUUCUUGAAUACGGUAGUUACAGAUAUACUCCAUUUACAUGGACAAAAACUUGUGUCUUACAAAGGGGACUAUGAUACGUUCGAGAGGACACGGGAGGAACAACAAAAAAAUCAACAGAAGGCCUUUGAUUCGAACGAGAGGACAAAAGCCCAUAUGCAGGCAUUUAUUGACAAGUUCCGUUACAAUGCAAAACGGGCGUCUCUUGUUCAGUCAAGAAUCAAGGCAUUGGAGCGGAUGGGUCAUGUGGAUGAAGUUGUCAAUGAUCCAGACUACAAGUUUGAGUUCCCUACUCCUGAUGAUAGACCAGGCCUGCCCAUAAUAAGUUUCAGCGAUGCAUCUUUUGGUUAUCCUGGCGGGCCUCUCUUGUUUAAGAAUUUGAAUUUUGGGAUAGACCUUGACAGCCGCAUAGCAAUGGUUGGACCAAAUGGCAUUGGCAAGUCAACUAUACUCAAAUUAAUAUCAGGUGAACUUCAGCCAAGCUCUGGAACAGUUUUUCGUUCUGCCAAGGUUCGAAUGGCCGUCUUUAGUCAGCACCACGUUGAUGGGCUUGAUUUAUCUUCGAAUCCGCUUUUUUAUAUGAUGCGCUGUUACCCAGGCGUUCCUGAACAAAAACUCAGAGCUCACCUGGGUUCUUUUGGUGUCACGGGCAAUCUCGCGCUUCAGCCUAUGUACACUCUGUCAGGUGGCCAGAAAAGCAGGGUUGCAUUUGCAAAGAUUACUUUCAAAAAGCCACACAUCAUUCUACUUGACGAGCCAUCGAACCAUCUUGAUUUGGAUGCUGUUGAGGCGCUGAUCCAAGGUCUUGUCCUCUUCCAAGGAGGGGUACUCAUGGUAAGUCAUGACGAACAUCUGAUAUCUGGAAGCGUCGGCGAGCUGUGGGCGGUGUCGGAAGGCAGGGUAGCACCGUUCCAAGGGACAUUUCAGGAUUACAAGAAGAUGCUUAAGUCAUCUUGAGAAACGCGAGGAUGAAUCGGCAAGCUUUCGUUAUUUCUUCCACUUGUAGAGCAGCAUUUCCUGUUCCCUGCUAGCCAGCACUGAACUGGGGUAACUAUAAUAUAAGGUACAGAAAUGUCAUGGAGCUUGAGCGUUGUAAGCUAAAGGUUAGCAACAUGUCCUAACAUGCCUUUGAAUGGUGAUGUAGUUGGUGGGCCCGAGUAGAAAGAGGCUUCCUACUCAGAUAUCCGGGUCUUAUUCUGCAACAGUCAAAAGUGCGUGUAUGAGAUUUUGAAACAUGGUUUUGCAAUUUAUUUUUUAUGAUUCCUGCACGUAUGUACUUCAUAUUGUUUUUUAUUUUUAUUUUUAAAGGUAAUGCCUGUCAUGGUUUAGUGAUA
Magnolia sinica is the source of this 2740-nucleotide messenger RNA. RefSeq names its product ABC transporter F family member 3. Gene Ontology annotation, molecular function: ATP hydrolysis activity; ATP binding. Bases 210 to 2363 code for a protein of 717 amino acids. The transcript has 18 exons. The record is from RefSeq and is a predicted model, not a curated record. Lineage: Eukaryota; Viridiplantae; Streptophyta; Magnoliopsida; Magnoliales; Magnoliaceae.